Molecule: messenger RNA, 1810 nt
Organism: Vanrija pseudolonga
Lineage: Eukaryota; Fungi; Basidiomycota; Tremellomycetes; Trichosporonales; Trichosporonaceae
Product: Cytochrome P450 monooxygenase FUM15
Exons: 4
Coding region: 18-1784 (588 amino acids)
Molecular function (GO): monooxygenase activity; heme binding; iron ion binding
Source: RefSeq, a predicted model, not a curated record
CCUCGUCGCCACUGACCAUGUCCAUCCUCCAAGCACAGUUCACGCUCCCUGCCAACGUGAGCGAGUUUGCAGCGCGCGAGCUGCGCACCGCGUCGGCGGCGCUCAACAGCCCGGCCGGCAUGGUCGGGGUCGCUGUGCUGCUCGUCGCGCUCUCGGCGUUCCUCUUCCUCCGGAGGCCGCCGCACUACCCGUCGUUUGUCAACCUGCCCGGGCCGGCACCUUCGCAUUGGCUCUGGGGGAGCAGCCUCGAGAUCAUCAAGGGCUUCGUGGGCCAGAGACACACCGAGUGGUUUACGAAGUAUGGCAAGAACGUGCGGUACACGGCGUUCGGCACGACGCAGGCCAUGAUCACGAGCGACCUGACGACCAUCAACUAUGUGCUCAAGAACGGCUACGACUUUGUCAAGGUGCCCGCGUCGGCGCGCGUGCUCAACAACCUCCUCGGUGCGGGCCUCAUCACGGCCGAGGGCGCGACGCACCGCCGCCAGCGGCGCGUGCUCAACCCCGCCUUUGGGCCAGUGCAGAUCAAGAACCUCAUGCCCGAGUUCUGGAACAAGGCGUACGAGCUCGACAAGAUAUGGGCCCAGCUCAUCGCGUCCGGCGGCGACCCGGCCGCGGCGGGCCUCGCGCCCAACGACGGCCCGACCGUCACCCCGCCCAACGACGUCGACAAGGCCGCCCAGGGGACUGACGGGCUCAAGUUUGAGACGCUCCGCUGGUUCAACCGCUUCGCGCUCGACGUGCUCGGCAUUGCUGGCAUGAAUGUCGAGCUCGGUUCCCUGCACAACGUGGAUAACGAGCUCGCAAGGGCGUACAAGGCCAUGGCGACGCAGCAGCCCCAGAUCACGCCGUGGAUCAUGAUCGAGAUGCUGUUCCCCAUCUUGAGAUACAUUCCGACCAAGCGCCAGACCGUCAUGCGCACCAACGUAGCCAUCGCGAGGAAGAACAGCGUCAAGCUGCUGCGCGAGAAGAAGGCCGCGGUGGCGAAAGAGGCCGCGGGGACGAGCGACCCCUCGACGCGCGAGCGCGACCUCCUCUCGCUUCUCGUGCGGGCCAACACGUCCCCCGACGUCCCCGCAGACCAGAGGUUAAGCGACGACGAGGUCGUCGCGCAGGUGGCCACGUUCCUCGUGGCGGGGCACGAGACGACGUCGACGACGCUUGCGUUCCUCCUCGAGCGGCUCGCGCAGAACCCCGAGGCGCAGGAGAAGCUGUAUGCCGAGGUGGCUGCCGUGCCCGACGACCGGCCGACAUACGACCAGCUCUCCGCCCUGCCAUACCUUGAAAACUGCGUGCGCGAGGUGCUCCGCCUCGACUCGCCCGUCAUCGCCAACUCGCGCGUGCCCAUCGAGGACGUGACGCUGCCGGUGGGCAACCCUGUCCCAGGGCGCGACGGCAAGCUGGUCGAGAGUGUCCAGCUGCGCAAGGGCACGCAGAUCCUCUUCGCCCUGUCCCACGUCAACGCGUCAACCGAGCUCUGGGGGCCCGACGCGAGGGAGUUCAACCCCGACCGCCAUAUUGCCGGCCCGACGGAGAAGGUGCCGGGCGUGUAUGGCAACAUUCUUUCGUUCUACGGCGGCGUGCGUAACUGCAUCGGGUACCGCUUCGCCGUGACCGAGAUGAAGGCGGCCAUCUUUGUCCUCGUGCGGCACUACCGCUUCGAGAUGCUGCCGUCCAAGCCGAAAAUCCGCCGCAAGUGGCUGUUCGUGCAACGGCCCGCCGUCGAAGGCGAGGAGGAGGUCGGGCCGCAGAUGCCGCUGAUGGUGCGUCUGCGCCACGAGUAGUAGUUGUGUACUAGUACAAUGUAGCA